This is a messenger RNA of Scaptodrosophila lebanonensis, 822 nucleotides long. RefSeq lists its product as uncharacterized. NCBI's taxonomy places the organism in Eukaryota, Metazoa, Arthropoda, Insecta, Diptera, Drosophilidae. The transcript has a single exon. Bases 219 to 434 code for a protein of 71 amino acids. The record is from RefSeq and is a predicted model, not a curated record.
AGUAGAAACCUUUCGAACGUACAGCCAAGCACGCAAAUGUUUUGCACGAGAAACGCGUGCGAUCUUCAACAAGCUAAGCAUAUAUAGAGUCUAUGCUCUAUAUAUAGACGCAGCCGCAACCCAACUGUGAUACAUACCAAGGUACCUGCAGCGCUAACUACAGCAACCACAGCACCAGAUCCACAAUCCUCCAAAUCCCAAUUCCAAUCCUCAACAAAAUGUCUGCAGCGAACAAAGUAAAUCAUUUGGUGGGCGCCACAUCCAGAUAUAUUGCCGGACGCAACGCCGUGCAGACUGUCUACUGGCGCACCUCGUCGGGACCCAAUCCUCGCAUGUUAAAGACGAACAAAACCUGCGAAUUCGAUCGCAGUCAGAAGACGCCCCAGAGUGUGAGAAUGCAGAACUUCAAUCGCAGCUAUAUCAAUCACAAAUAGACUAUGGGAAUAUGGAUGUGUCUAACACGGACAAGUUCCUAAUACGUACGAGUAUCUGGCUCUUCACCAUAAUUCUAAACACAUUUUUUUUUUCGGGUGCACUUUAUAUUUAUUUAAUGAAGUCGUGUUCCAAGAAUUGUAUAUAAUAUGGUGUGCAGAAAAUUACGAAGCAAAUUAAAUUUUAGAUGAAACCGCCACGUAGGCUCUUAAAAAGAAACAUGUGACUGUAGGUUGGUUGGAUCAAUAGGUUGGAAAAUUGCGAACGAAACAAAAUAUAUGUCUAGUUUUUAAAUACAGAAUGAGUUCGAAUUUCACCUUCGGGGGUAAAUGCAUAUUUACUGGCAUGGCCUGGCAAUAAAAACAAAUAUGACUCAUAGUCAUACGAGUA